Molecule: messenger RNA, 1062 nt
Organism: Mycotypha africana
Lineage: Eukaryota; Fungi; Mucoromycota; Mucoromycetes; Mucorales; Mycotyphaceae
Product: WD40-repeat-containing domain protein
Exons: 8
Coding region: 1-1062 (353 amino acids)
Molecular function (GO): protein binding
Source: RefSeq, a predicted model, not a curated record
AUGGACACAACGAUGACGAUUCGAGCUUUGGAGCCUUUGAUUACUUUGAAAGGCCACACCGACCCUAUAAUUUCUAUUGAUUAUGCCCAGAAUUGUUUUUUGGGUCAACAUUUUCUGGCUUCUGGCUCAGGUAGCCACAUUUUUAAUCCUCGAAUAGAAAACAACAAGAAAAAGUUAACCUUGAGUUUUUGUGUUAUUCGUUUUGUUGUUUCGUUAAAAGAGGACAAUACCUGCAGAAUAUGGGACCUCAAAUUGAAUAAGGUUAUAAAAGCAAUUAAAGGCUUAUCGGAACCAGUAAUGUUGUUUAGUUUCAAAGUUGUUUUGAAGCAUGUUUAUACUUAUGAUCUGAGGACCAAAGAUAUAAUUCUUACGGAACCAGUUCGAAGAUAUGAGUUCAGUAAUGAUGAAAUUAAUUCAAUUGAUGUCAGUGAUAAUGACAAAUUUUUAGCCACUGCAGAUGAUGAAGGCGCUGUACAUAUAAUUGACUUGUGCAGUCAUAAAAUCUUCAAGAAAACAACCAAGAAGCAUAGUAAUAUAUGUAUGUCUGUGAAGUUCCGACCUAAAAAAUCAUGGGACGUUUGGUCUGGAGGGAUGGAUAGUUAUUUAUUCGAAUGGGAUUUCUCAAGAGGCUCACCGAAACAUGUUUAUGAUAUGAGUAUGUACGAAAGAUAUAUAUCUGAUGAUGGAAAAUGGAUCGCAGCAGGCUUAGGUGACUCAACAUUGCAGGUUUUAUCAUCCUUACAGCAGAAAAGUAGUUCUCUUCAAGAUGUAGUAUUAAGUGGUGGACAUAACGCUAUGGUGAAUUGUUUGUCAUUUGUAGCAACUUCAAAUAGUCAUCAAAAGGACCGACAAAUACAUCUGGUUUCUGGAUCGCCUAAUAGUAGAUUUUGCCUCUGGAGUUUCAACGACACUUUUCCAUUGUCGGAGAGCUUAAAGCCAACAAUAUAUCAAUUAGAUAAAUCAGUUGGAAAGCUUAACCACUUGAUAGGAUAUGAACUGAAUGGUAAUCUCUACAUUGUUGCUGCUGGAACAGGAGCUUUAUGUAUUUACACAUUGCAAUAA